CCCAGUGGCUCUCCGGCAAAUACGUGUCCAUCACUACGGGCAAAAUGGUAAUUUCGAUCCACUCUGUCCUCCAAUCACCUCUGAACAAGCCGCCUCAUGACUCAGUCCCCUCCCUCACUCCCACACCAAUAGAAAUACAAACGCCUCUGAGAGACUUAAUCCACACGCCAUUGCUGUGGGAGACAACACCCCAUUCCAGGUUUUUUUAAAUAAAAAAAAAAAAAAAGCAAGAGAGAGAAAGGGAAAACUAGAGAGAGAAAGUGAGACCCAGAGAAGAAACCGCCUGGAAAUGGUUUUUCUUCCUUUGCUAUUACUGCGUCCUCUCCUUCUCUGAGUUCUUCACUGUAGCCGUCGUCUUCGCAGCUGAUUCAGUGACUUUGAGUUCAAACUGCUAAAAAUGCUGGAGUACGAGUGGGGAAAUCCGUCGCCGGUCAUGCUCUCUGGCGACGAACCCACCCAGGAUUCCGAUCAAAGUCGCCAGAUAUUCGACCACUACGCGCAGAGCUUCAACGACGGCGGCCUCGUGCCCAAUGCCGCCGCUGCUGCCGCGGCCUUCUCCCACCAACACCAGCCGCACCACUUUCACCCUCAGCAGCAGCACGGCCAAGCGCACAUCCACCAUUACUACGACCCGCGAGCGCUCUACGGCGCGUCUCCAUACGCGCCGCCGCACCCUGGGAUGCUCAGCCUGGACGCGGUCGCUGGGGGGUCGGGCGGCGGCGGGGGGUUCGUGAUGGUGCCGAAGAGCGAAGAGGUGUCGUCGCAUACGGCUGUGGACUUCACGGCGCGCCUGGGGCUGAACCUGGGGGGGCGGACUUACUUCUCCGCCGACGACGACUUCGUGAGCCGGCUCUACCGCCGGUCGAGACCGGCGGAGCCUGGGUCGGCGAACUCGCCGAGGUGCCAGGCGGAGGGGUGCAAUGCGGAUCUGACGAACGCGAAGCACUACCACCGGCGCCACAAGGUGUGCGAGUACCACUCCAAGGCCGCCACCGUCAUGGCCGGCGGGUUGACUCAGCGAUUCUGCCAGCAGUGCAGCAGAUUCCAUCUUCUCUCCGAGUUCGACAACGGGAAGCGAAGCUGCCGGAAAAGGCUGGCGGAUCACAACCGGCGACGGCGGAAAUCCCAUCAGCCUAAUAAUCAGGAUCAUCACCACAAACCCCAGCUCAUCGAAACUCAUGCCCGCAACUCUUCUUCUGAACCCAGCUUUGCAAGGUCUCCGGCGGACUCCGGAGCGCACUCGUCGUCCUCGGUGACGGUGGCCAUAUCGCCGCCGCGAAUGUCGUUGGAUUGUUUCAGGGGAAGACCGUACCAAGCGACGACGGCAUCAUCGUCGGCGUCGUCGAGCUCCAUUUUUUUCUCCACCGGGUGACUUUGUUAAUUAAUUUCCGGCCGGAAGAUGGCAGAAGAGCAAUGGCCAGAAUAUCAGAAGCUGGAGCUUAAUUAAGUAGAAAUAACUAAAAAUCUUAAGAACGUACGUUUAGCUAAGUAGCUAGCUAGGCAGGGAUGGAGAGGUACCAUCUUAAUUUGACGUUAACGUUGAACCUGUAAUUUUCUUGAUUAGCUUAAGAUCGAUUCCGAUGUACGUACCCAAGCGUCGAUUAAUUAAUUUUUCCUUGACGGAAAAAGGGUUAAUCAUUUCCGCUUAAUUAUGUGUAACUUAUUCAUGUUUGAAAAUUAAAUGUUGUGGGAAAAAUUGAAAA
Messenger RNA from Malania oleifera, 1703 nucleotides. Its product is annotated as squamosa promoter-binding-like protein 8. The transcript has 3 exons. Lineage: Eukaryota; Viridiplantae; Streptophyta; Magnoliopsida; Santalales; Ximeniaceae. Gene Ontology annotation, cellular component: nucleus. The record is from RefSeq and is a predicted model, not a curated record. Bases 398 to 1372 code for a protein of 324 amino acids. Gene Ontology annotation, molecular function: DNA binding.